Molecule: messenger RNA, 1254 nt
Organism: Drosophila persimilis
Lineage: Eukaryota; Metazoa; Arthropoda; Insecta; Diptera; Drosophilidae
Gene: Polr2M
Exons: 2
Coding region: 14-1138 (374 amino acids)
Biological process (GO): transcription elongation by RNA polymerase II
Cellular component (GO): nucleus
Molecular function (GO): transcription elongation factor activity
Source: RefSeq, a predicted model, not a curated record
GAAAAUUACGAAAAUGAGCCAAAAUAUUGUUGCUGCUCCACUUAAUCGCAUUCCAGGCACAAGCCAGGCCAAGGAGCAGCACAGCAAGGACCUGAAAACCCUCAGCUACGUAGAACUACUGGAAAUCAGGGACAGGCAAUCCAAAUUUCUGUCGUUCAAGAAGCGGCUCCUGCAGUUGCCGGACAAGGGCAGACGCCUCCAAGAGUCUUAUGAUAAAUUGCUGGACGAGAUUAGGAGGCGCGACGAUGUCGAGGCAACGGCCCAAAUGCUCAGCGAACUGAAUAUCGCAUCCAAGGGCAAGAUUGCCCUGAACAAUCUCGAAUGGAACGGCCGCGAGAUUGUGGACGAAGGCGCCCAUGUGGAGGAUAUACUGGACAGCGAUGAUGAGCUGGAUCCAUUGCGAAUCAUAGCGCAAGGCACAAUGCACGAGAAAAGGGUCAAAGUGCUGCCUCCACCCGAGAGUCUAAUUACGGCCGGUGAUUUGGCCGACAUAAACACGUUUAAGAAGACUGCCGACUCGCCAGACUCUGCUUUGGAAGGGCAGAGCGCUACCAGUUCAAUACCAGCGGAGUUCGUCGAGCUGGAUGCCUGCCUAGUGGCAGCCAAGUAUCCCCAAGAAUCGCGUUCAUAUCCCCCCGUCGAUCAGCAUUCCCUCUACCUCAUAGACAUAACAGAACCCAAGGAAAGGAGUGCGGGGCGGGAGAAAUUCCGACCGUUCCGGACAACCAUCUCCAAUGUUCACGACCCCGAUAAGGAGCGCAUACGGAAGAAGGGCAAGCACUGGGAGAUCACAGCAGCCACACCACCACUCAUCCAAUACAAGGAAACACAGAUGGUUCCGCUGGCGGAGUCGGCUACCCUGCAGCUGGACUUUAUGCAGAGGAUCAGGGAACUAAGGAUUCAGCAGGCAGAACAGCGUCUAUCCCAGCACCAGGCCACCAGACCACCCUCUGGCCUACAUCUCCCGGAGGAGUCUGUGCUGAAGACCAAGGCAUCGUUCAAGAAUUAUCGCAAUCCCCAAGUGGAUUAUCUGAUUGAGGGCAAGCAAAAGCCCAGCGAGCAGAAUGAAGUGCAUGAUCCCACGAGUCUCGACAGGGGAGCAUCCUCUAGUGGCAUACAUUACACGGUCUACGAGUAACUCCCUCGCCCUAUUCCUGGCCAGCUUUUCGUUAACACUGUGAAUAAUUUAUUUGUGUAGGCAACAACAGAUAGUGGAUAAGAUUAUAUACGAUUAUAACACCAUUUUAAAUCGAA